AUGGCGUCACUUGUCGAUAAACAACACAAUUGGAUAAAGAAACACUUUAAACAUCCACCAUUCUGCUUUGUCUGCACAAGAUUGAUAUGGGACAUUGGCAAAUUGGCCAACUACUGCACGACCUGUCAUCUAGCAUCUCACAUCGAGUGCAAUUCACUCAAUCGAACACAGUACUGUACGAUUAUCAAGCACGACUGGUCAAAGGAUCACUUUGACAACUCUCCAUUGUGCUCUGGUUGUAAUAAUAUAAUAUUCUCCUCAGACAAGCUAUCUGGCUUCAACUGCGCCAAAUGCUCAAUCAAGACACAUAAGAACUGUAGGAGCUUGACUCCAAAGUGCGAGUCAUCAAAGAAGUUGUUCUCAAUGGUCAAGUCACCGUUUGAUAGCAGCAACAGCAACAGCAACAGCAGUAGCAGCAGCAACAGCAGCAGUAUGACAUCAGGUAGCAACAAUGCCAACAAUAAUAGCUAUGGCAAUCUCGAUCCAUUCAUCACUCAGACAACAACUUCAAGCAUUGGCGGCAACAGUCUAGGUGGCAGUCUUGGUGGCAGCAUGCCACAGGCCAAGUCUGGACUGAGUGCGUCGAGCACAACACUUCACUCCCCAAAGACUACUGGUGCCUCGGCAACAAUGUCAUCACCUCCAUCAUCUGGACUGACCUCAAGUGGAAAGGACACAACCAACAUCAACAACAACAACAACAGCAACACAAACAGUCCAGCCACAAUCACAUUGAGCGCGAGCAGCAGUCUAAUCAGCAGUAGCAGUGGCGGUGCCGCACUAACAAAUAGCGCAGGUGCAGCCAAUGGCAACAAUUUGGCUUCAACAAACAAGAGUUCUGUUCCAAACAUUCCGAUCAACAUUGGCGCAGCAUUGGUCGUGUCCAACGGCGGUGGCGCAUCAUCUUCCAGCUCGCCGAGCGCCACAUCACCCAAUGCCAUCUCGCAAUCGACGUCAACACUCUCACCCAAGCCUUCGUGGACUCUGCCCUCGAUCCCCUCAGUUCUGGAUAAUCCGGCGGCUCGUCCAGGCACACUCACAAAGUCGCACGAUCCCAUGGCCAGCAUGGCCAGCGGCGGCAGCUUCUCAUCGACCAUCAAGUACUCGCUGACCAAUCAGAUCUCAUCAGUGGACAUCUUUAACGAGUUUGAGACUAUCAAUCGAAGCGUAUUCACACAGAACCAGAAGCUGCUGUUUGUGGAGAAGGUCAAGUCCUUCUUCCUGGGUCUGACGUCACGCAUGGACUCCAAGUAUGACCUGUCGGCAUCGGCCCGGCCGCGUAGCUUUGACGAUCUCAGCCAUGCGCUGCCCUCGUUACGCUUCAAGUCGAUCUCACACAUCUUCCACUACGAGAUGCUGGCGCAUGGACGCUUUAGAACACAAGAGCAGAUCGAGCAGUAUCGCCACACAAUGGAGCUGUUCUUGCAGCUGUACGCAUGCUACUUCUGGGGCGACGACAGCGAGAUCAUCCUGCGCAUCGCUCUCGAAUUCUACAAUCAUCUUUGCACGCAUCGCACCGACCCCGAGAACGUCCUGCUGGGCAUGACACCGAGCAAGGAUAUCCAACGACGAAUCAAGAAGUACUUCUACAUCUCUGAGACCAAGCAGCAACAACAGCAGCAUCACCAUCAUCAUUACAGCAUUAACAGCAGCAGCAACAACAACAUCAACACAAGCAGCAGCCGCUUCGCCAGUCGCUGGGACCUGCGGAUAUCACGACAAUCACUGAUUGAGAACAUCACAAGUUGGGGCAGGUCCAUCGACGACAAGGACCUGCUGCGUCAGAUCAAGGAGUUUGCUCAGCAUCUCGAGAAGGAGAAGUUGUCACCGAGCGACGUUGUGGUCAUCAAGAUUCCAAAGAACUGGAGUGCCCCCGAGAGCGGCCACGUGGUCAUUGAUCCCAAUCACCAAGAGUUUGAUGGUGGCUCUUUCAUAUUCGCGCGCUACGUCAAGGAAGCCGACCCGUUGGGUCUGAGCUGCUACGUGCACAUUCAGCCUGACGAGCGCACGACCAUCCGCAUUCCACACAGUCGAGUGGUCUCGCUGGCCAUGAUCGACUUUGUCAUCCCUCAGCUGCAGAGUGGUGAUCGCAAGCUUGAGAAGUUCAUCACCAACCCACUGGACGCCUUCACCACGGAGCUGCAGACGGCCGUCAAGGACACCACGCGCCAAUACCUCAUGUCGCAGGGCUACAACGUAAACUUGUUGUCACACGGAAACAUGUCUUUGGACCAGCUCACACAGCUCAAGACACAGAUCACAGCGCUGAGCGGCACCGAGACGUUCUUCCUUUCGAUCGAUCAGAUGUCUUCGCAGUUCAUCUCAUUCUUCUCGCAGUACCUGAAGAAGGUCUACAUGCACGAGUCAAAGGGCGACUUCCAGAUAUACAUUGCCAGCAAUGCAGUGUCCACAACAGCUGGCACACAGUCGGGUAGCGGCGCAGACGACCUUGCAAAGCAUCUCGUGGUCGAGUACAAUCACACCGUGGCCAGCAUCAGCAGCAGCAAUCUUCACCAGAUGCUAAGCGCUAUGGACUUGGUUACAGAGGACGAAUACCUGACGGCGGCGAACAAGGCCGCAGCCAACUUCACCAAACACUUUGCACAACUCCGACAGCAGUACAACAAGUUCAAACCUUACUUGCCCUCAUUGCGCCAACUCAUCUCGGACAUUGACAAUGGACGCGUUCUGUGUCUGCGCGCCAAGGACACGCUGCCCGUGCUGGUGGACGAGAUCGACCUGGCAAUUUCACGAAUCAACGUCGACUAUAACGCCAUCUACAAUGGAACAAAGAAGAGCGAGUUGAUGAAGUGGUGGCUGGGAUUGAUCGGAACAUCGGUGGACACCUAUCUGCAAAGCAAGGGAUUCUACAAGGACGUCGUGCCAACCAACUAUAUUGACACGCCGCCCACCAGCAUAUCCAAGGUCAAGGAGAAUCUGCGCAUUGUCAACCUAGUGCUCCGACCCUCUGUCCAGGAGGACAUGGACGAUCGACUAAAGCACCUAAUGGCGCCACUCAAGAAGAACAUCUAUCAGAGUCUCGACGAGUUCCUGUGUCUGGCUCAGAACCUUUUGUUUGAUCUUUUAAAGAACUCCAAACACUUUGGAGAGGAGUCUAGGGAGUUUGAACGACCUCAGGACCUGGAUUUGCAUGUUGUUCUCGAGGCGAUACAGAAGUUGCCGAAUGGCACUGGUGACGAUCAGACCUUCAAGAUGGCCAGUUUAAUCAAGGACAUACUGUAUAUCCGCGAGAUGAAGCAUCUGGAGGAGAAGUACUAUAGCAACGAGAUACUCACAGUGUCGCAGCAGCCACUGGCCGAGAAGCAACCACUGUCCGACUGUGUUCCCAUCACUGGACUGAUCUUUAGUAGACUGCUACGAACCAAGCAUGAGCUGAGGACUGUUUUGGAAGUGUUUGAUCAGAGAGUAUCAGCCCGUUCACCAUUCCCCAAUGUUGGUCAUCACGGUGUCAUCAUUGGCAAGAAGCAGGACAACGACAACUAG
Messenger RNA from Acytostelium subglobosum LB1, 3504 nucleotides. RefSeq lists its product as hypothetical. The transcript is spliced from 4 exons. NCBI's taxonomy places the organism in Eukaryota, Evosea, Eumycetozoa, Acytosteliales, Acytosteliaceae. The record is from RefSeq and is a predicted model, not a curated record. Bases 1 to 3504 code for a protein of 1167 amino acids.